AUGAAAGCGCUCACACUAUAUGACCAGGCAGGAGGUAAUGCAUCUGCAGCUAAUGAAUAUGCUGUGAUAAAAAAGCAGUCAGAGGGAAUAAGUAUCUUGCUAACCGUACUUCUGUCUUUAAUCGUCCUGCUCAUAGUUUUAGGGAACAGUGUUGUGAUAUUGGCUUUCAUUGUGGACAGGAGACUCCGAACUCGCAGUAACUUCUUUCUCCUAAAUCUGUCCAUUUGUGAUUUUUUAGUAGGAGCCGCCUCCAUCUCCAUGUAUAUACCGUAUAAGGUCACGGGCAAAUGGAUGAUUGGAAUGUAUUUAUGCAAACUAUGGAUAACGAUUGACUACACAAUAACAACUGCUUCUGCCUACAGUGUCGUUCUCAUCAGUUAUGACAGAUUUCUUUCUGUCAACGAGGCUGUUGUACAUCGCUCUCUACAAAAUAGACACAGAAGGACAGCAUUUAAUAUGACCCUCGUUUGGAUACUUUCAUUCCUUGUCUAUGGACCAGCCGUUCUUCUGUGGGAGAUCUUUACUGGUACCAGUCACCUUCAAGGAGACAACUGCCGUGCUGGGUUUCUUGAUAUAUGGUAUUUUACUCUUGGUGCAUCUACUUUAGAUUUCAUCGUCCCACUUCUCAGUAUUUCCUUUUUUAAUUUACGAAUCUACCUAGAAAUUAUAAAACGCAGCAAAAAGAGACAACAUUGUUCAUUUUCUAGUUCUUCCAAGGAAAAACCAAAAGAUAUGCCAUUUACCAUAACAAACAAUAUUGUCCUUUCAUCAGCACAGACAAAUGACACAGGGGAUAGUAACUCUUCUCAGUUCGGUUCUGAAGGAUAUAACCGACUUAAUACUAGCAAUAAACUUUCUCAGGACAAGAAGGCUGCAAAAUCUCUUGCAAUUUUGGUUUCUGUUUACUUUCUAUGCUGGACUCCUUAUUCAUUCCUUGCUUGUAUCCGUGCUGCCUGCCGAGGGUACUGUGCUGAUUAUUUCUCUGUUGAAAUUACAGUUUGGUUUAUAUGGACUAAUUCAGCAGUUAACCCUAUCCUUUACCCUGUGUGUCACAAAAGUUUCAGAAAGGCUUUCAAGUUGCUUUUAGAACGAUUUAUGACAUUCUUCUUAAUUUAA
This is a messenger RNA of Xenopus laevis (African clawed frog), 1116 nucleotides long. It is a transcript of the gene hrh4.f1.L, whose product is annotated as histamine H3 receptor-like. The coding region runs from base 1 to 1116 and encodes 371 amino acids. The transcript has 3 exons. Lineage: Eukaryota; Metazoa; Chordata; Amphibia; Anura; Pipidae. The record is from RefSeq and is a predicted model, not a curated record.